UUAGCUAGCUCGUAGUGUAGUACUCUAGCUCGGCGGCGUAUACGAUUUUGUUACAAACAGCUAAAUUUUUGUCGGCAAAAUGUCCAGCCAGUGUGCCGUGUUUGGCUGCAUAAACGACCGUCGUUAUCCGGAAAGGAUGAAGGUGAUGCCCAACGUGUAUCAACAUAUGGGUCAGACUUACCGAGUCAAGUUUUAUAAAUGUAAGCUUCAGUUUCAGUCAAAAUGGACAAGACUUAUCAAUAGAAAACACUUCAAAGUAACUAAAAACACUGUAGUUUGCAGUAAUCACUUCAAAUAUGGCCAACCCCGACAAUGGGCACAACAUCCAACAGAAUACCUCAGAGGCUGUAACACCACUACUACAAGGCCUAGUACUAGACGUCCCCCACCUAAAAAAAGAGGGACCCCACCGCCUAAAUCUGCACCCCCAAGGAUAGAUGUUAUCUGUGGCGAUGUGAUCGCUAAACCUCCGCUAGGGACGUGUACAGCUGGCUUCAAGCACGAUCAUAGUAGUAUGUAUGUCAGUACUGAUCAGCAAUCAUGUCAAAGAACAUGUCCACUUGAAAGAGAAACAUCCCUUCAACGAGUGAGACAGAAAAAUGCAGAACUGCAAAGACAACUUGAGGACUUAAAAGAGAAACAAAGAAUAACCAAGAGGUCAACGCCAAAGCAUAGCAGUUCGAAGUCAAAGCGCUUUAGUAUUGAUGACAUCAAGAAUAAAGAACGUUUGAUGAAACUUUACACAGGAUUACAGUCAUAUGCAGUGUUUAUGUGGGUUUUUGACCAUGUCAAAUCAAAAAUGGGAAGACUACAUUACUACAGGGGUAGAACAUCGCAUAAAACAAAACGCUGGCAAACAACAGGGGCUGCAAAACCAGGACAAAAGAGAGAACUUUCAAAGGAGGAUGAACUCCUACUGACACUAAUGAAACUUCGUCUAAACCUAAAUGAUGAAGAUCUAGCAGUCAGGUUCUGUGUCAGUACGUCAGUCAUUUCAAACAUAGUUUCAACUCUUCUCCCAUUUCUUGCUAAUGAGCUUAAAAGUUUAAUCUACUGGCCAAGUCGUUCUGCUAUUCAGAAUCAUUUUCCUUCAUGCUUCAAGAAACAUGGACAGGUUAGAGCAAUAAUUGAUUGUUUUGAAGUUCAAACACAGAGGCCGUCCCAAAGUGAUGUCAAUUCAAAAUUGUACUCGAGCUAUAAGCAACGACAUACAUACAAAGUAUUGGUAGCAUGUACCCCAGGAGGAUCAGUAUCUUUUUUAUCACCAACUGCAGGGGGAAACAUGUCUGAUAUUGAAAUUGUACGAAAGAGUGGUAUGCUUGAUUUAUUGGAGAACGGCGAUGUAGUCUUGGCAGACAAAGGUUUCAAAGACAAGUCAGACUUUCUCCUUCACGGGUGUAAACUGGUGAUACCACUGUUUAGUAAGAAGGGAAAGGUUUUUACUGAGGAGGCAAACAUAACUAAUGCUGCUGUAUCUAAUUCACGAAUACACAUUGAAAGGGUCAUCGGGAGGAUGAAGGAGUUUCAAAUUUUGAAAGGAGAUUUUCCAUUACUCCGAAGCGACAUUGUCGAUCAUGUGUUUACAUUAUGUGGUGUGCUAGUUAAUCUGCAAAGCGUCCUUGUUCCGAAAUGAUUUAGUUGUUAAUAAUGCAGGCAGUUACAAUGUUAAAUAUCAACCAAAUUUACAUUUAUUUUUACUACUGGUACAUUCACUCGGCAACUAUGUACAUAUUAUAGUACCCAUACAAUAUUAUAAGUUAUCUGUCAGUAUACACAUAAUGAAUGUUUAUGAGU
This is a messenger RNA of Asterias rubens (European starfish), 1794 nucleotides long. RefSeq lists its product as uncharacterized. Bases 80 to 1633 code for a protein of 517 amino acids. Lineage: Eukaryota; Metazoa; Echinodermata; Asteroidea; Forcipulatida; Asteriidae. The transcript is spliced from 3 exons. The record is from RefSeq and is a predicted model, not a curated record.